Molecule: messenger RNA, 1302 nt
Organism: Nematostella vectensis (starlet sea anemone)
Lineage: Eukaryota; Metazoa; Cnidaria; Anthozoa; Actiniaria; Edwardsiidae
Product: cytosolic 5'-nucleotidase 1A
Exons: 3
Coding region: 93-356 (87 amino acids)
Biological process (GO): nucleotide metabolic process; adenosine metabolic process
Cellular component (GO): cytosol; cytoplasm
Molecular function (GO): 5'-nucleotidase activity; magnesium ion binding; nucleotide binding
Source: RefSeq, a predicted model, not a curated record
AUGGCUCAAGAAGACCGCUGACAGGUCUCCCCGGUCGGCCAUCUUAAGUAAGUCUGCCUUACGAAAAUAGUGGAUCAAGCCUUAUACGUGGAAUGGAUUGUGUGAAUGGGAGUAUCUCUUCGUCUGAAGUCAGUGCUAGUCCAAGAAAGGCGAAGGAGUUGAUCAAAACCCUUCCGGGGUCAGACUCAAGUAAGACCAUCAAUGUGGCCGUUUCGUCAAGAGCCCUGUUUGAUCUGGAGGAAGAAAAUGAUCUGUUUGUUAAGAAGGGUUUAGAGGAUUAUAUAGCCUUGCAAGUCCGUAGAGAAGACGACAUGCUAAAGCCUGGUUCAGCAUUCCCAUUUAUUAAGGUCUCAUGAUACCCAGGAUGGCUCUUACAGGUGGCACAAGCCCUGUGAAAUAUCUUGAAGCUUUUAACAUCACAUUAUUUCUCACUUCAUAUGAAGAGGAAGUGGCUGAUGCCAUACAGCAGGGUAGUGUGAAAUUUCAGAAUUUUUAGGGGGAGGGGGUGGGGGAUACCCUCAUUAGAUGGCUCGCAAGCUUUAGCAGUUAAAUGGCUUUCCUGCUAUCAUUUAGCCAAUCAGAAGACGUUCGCCAUUCAGAAAGCAAACAAUUUAGAUCUCGCAUGUGUGUUCUAUAAAUGGUGCUACACAGGGGAUUAUUAUUAUCACCUAGGACACCAAAUUAGCGACUUGGAAGUGCUGAUUUGAGCAAGAAAAGAGUUGUUUCAACGCGUAUUUCGCUGUUAAAAAGCUGACUGCUACUCAGUACCCUGGGUACCAGAGCCUCACACAGCAUUUUGGCUGAGCGUCACUGGAGGAGAGAAGUCUGGAGGCUCUGGUACCCAGGGUGGCUCCUCAGGCAUCCCAGACAAAAAUCUGAAGCUCUCAACUUUUGAAUACUCUCCUGCAAAAGGGUUGACGUCAUAUAUGCUUCUGUGUUUGAAAAGCUGCCAAAAACUCUGCAAUUGUCUAGCAUUAUUUAUUGAUGGUUAUGUCCGUGUGUUGAUAAUGAUAGAUAUGAUGGUGAUGAUCAAUGUUGACAGUGAUUAUUUAAGUAAUGAUGUGAUACUAAAGAUAGAACAUUAGUCAAUUAUUCCCCCUUUUUACUCUUCUACCCAUAACAAGCUAAUGUGUUGGAAGUAGCCUGCAAUGUAGUCGUUUUCCCGGUGUUUUUAUAGCCGAAUCGCUCGAUGCCGGUUUUUCGCUAUAAACACCGAGUAAACCUGCAUUACAGGCUGGUGGAAGAGAUUUUCUUCUUUUGCAAAUAAACCGUUGUAUUUCCAAUUAAAACAAUAACAAAGGA